Messenger RNA from Lingula anatina, 748 nucleotides. RefSeq lists its product as uncharacterized. The record is from RefSeq and is a predicted model, not a curated record. NCBI's taxonomy places the organism in Eukaryota, Metazoa, Brachiopoda, Lingulata, Lingulida, Lingulidae.
UUGAGUCGCAUUAGAGGUAUUGUAAACACUCGCGGACAGCCAGUGUUAACGCAUUGUCCGGCGUCUUGGCCCCAGUAACAGUAUCCCGUCCAGAGAUUUACGAGAGGAGUCCGUCUGUUGACGAAGCUUUCUCGUAAGAUCGGCGACAAUGGCGCAGCAUUAUUAUGAGAGAUUGAGCCACCGCACGCUCAAGCCAAAAUACUACACCCCGACAAACAACUACCUGUCAGGCGAUGGGAAGAGUGAGGUAUACAUGGGCGCCGCCUGGUACGUGCCCUCAGAACGCGCCUUCGAGAGCUACCACAAACACGGCCAUCUCCCACCGCAGAGACGUGUAGACGCCAAGGAGUACGACAAUGAAGAUGAUUGGAGGAAAUUCCAGUAUCUGCGGGAUAGACCUCCAGCAUAUAACAGACACAGAGUGAUGAAGAUGACCAACAAGCCAGAGCUCAGUCUCCAUGGUUACUGCACAAACCCAUUUAACCUUCAUCGUACAGGUGUGCGUGCAAGAACGCUCUAUGAUCCCAAACCCGACGGUGUUAGCAAUCCAAUAUGGCGCGGUCCACAUGGUUACUAUGGUUACUACCACGAGAGAUUGGAUGCUAGGGACACUGGUGGCUUCCGAGUCACGAGACAAAUGUAUAACGACGAGGAUUGGUUAAAAUGGGAGCAGCUCCGCACUGUUGAUGAUCCCAGUAAUCUGCUGGGUGUUAGACCCCAGCAUGCCCUGCCGCCACUGAACGUAUAA